Molecule: messenger RNA, 1668 nt
Organism: Raphanus sativus (radish)
Lineage: Eukaryota; Viridiplantae; Streptophyta; Magnoliopsida; Brassicales; Brassicaceae
Exons: 2
Coding region: 75-1469 (464 amino acids)
Molecular function (GO): protein binding
Source: RefSeq, a predicted model, not a curated record
CAAAACUACUUCGAUUUGAUACAAAACAAUUCGACCGUUUAUAAACUGCGUUUGCUCACCAAAACUGCACCACCAUGACGACCACCGUCUACUCCGCUUCCGCAUCCACCGUAACGGAAGGCGCGAAAGGUGUUAUGAUCACGCCGAAGUGCAACAAUAACAAAACAAAUGGGAAGUUGCGGGUGGUGUGUAGGUACGGCGGUAGCAUAGUAUCGCAGCGCUACGUUGGGGGAGACACUCGGAUCGUCGCGGUUCCUCCCUCCGCGGAGACGAGCUUCGCUUCGCUUGUCAGCCACCUCGCGGCUAAGCUCGGAGUCGCUUACGACUUCAAGGUGAAGUACCAGCUCCCUGAUCAGGAGCUUGACUCGCUCAUCUCCCUGGAGACCGAUGAGGAUGCUCAGAUCAUGAUGGAGGAGCACGGAUAUCUCACGUGCGAGUCCUCCUCCUCGGUUUCGAAAACGCGCAUUAGAUUAUUUAUCUUCCCUUUGAAAACGAGCGCGAGUCAGGGAGGUCUGGCUCAGUGUAAAGUGGCGGGGGAUGUUGACUGGCUUGGAGUAGGAGAAGAGUCCAAGCCUGAGGUGACUAAGCCCGCGGUGCUACAGCACCCAAAGACUGAGACGUGGUUCGUAGACGCGUUAAAGAGCGCGGAGAUGAUGCAGGCUCAGGGGCCAAGUAGCGGAGAUGGUAAUGGUGGGAUCUGCGGACAGGAGUCGAUGAUGCUCGAGACCAACUCGGCAUUUGGCUCCUCAUCAUCGUCUGUUUCUUCAAGCAAUUUGCCUCCGGUGAAAAGCUCCGGCGAGGACAACACGUUGGCUUCGCAGGUCAAGUUUGUUCCAGUAGAAUCAGUGUCGUCAAGAGACAAUAUUGCUGUUACUCAAAUCUCUUCUCACGAGCUACCAACACGUCCUCAUGUUCUGGAGCUAAACAAACCGGUUCCAGUUCCAAUGUCAGGGUAUCCACCGUUUCUAAACCAAGCUCAACAACAGCAUACUCAUGUCGUUUACACUGGACAGCCUCCUCACAUUACUGGAACCUCACCUAUGACAUUACCUCCCACAACAUACCAUCACACAAACCACGUACAUUAUCAGCCCCUGCCACAGCCGUACCCAAUCUAUUACAAUCCAGUUGAUCAGUACAGUUCGAGGCAAGUUCAAGCACCGCCUGUGCAACACAGCACCGUUUUAAACACCCAUCAAGUCGAUUCUCCAAUGGUCCCUCUAGCUCCACAGAUUUACCCUCCACCCAAACCCGUUGAUUCAUUGGUUCAAACAUCAAACGAUCAAGCUGCUUUUAGUAGUACUACAUGCAGAGAUGAUCUCAUCUAUAACAUUGAUCAUCUCGAUGACGAUACAGCUUGUGCUCUGAUUUAUAAAACUCAGCCACCCGCUCCCAUAAUACCGUCUCAGUUCCAAAACAUGAUGCUGCCUGAGGCAUUCGGUAAGCUACGCACCCAACACAAUGGUUGAGAGUAGUAAAAACCAAUUACUAUGUUGCUGCUUCUGCCUUUUGUCUCUUUCAGUCAGCGUGAUCUAUUGUUUCACCUUGUUUCAAGCACUUUGUUGUUGUAAUACUAUAUCACGUGUGAUGUUUUGUCAUCUUUGUUCUUCUACUUAGCUUUUGAUCCUGUAUCUCUCCAGCUAAAUUUAAUAAGAAACUUGUUUAUUA